Messenger RNA from Triplophysa rosa, 1055 nucleotides. RefSeq names its product E3 ubiquitin-protein ligase TRIM39-like. The transcript is spliced from 3 exons. Gene Ontology annotation, molecular function: protein binding. The coding region runs from base 168 to 905 and encodes 245 amino acids. The record is from RefSeq and is a predicted model, not a curated record. NCBI's taxonomy places the organism in Eukaryota, Metazoa, Chordata, Actinopteri, Cypriniformes, Nemacheilidae.
GCCAUGGUGCCCUAUGCUCAGUUGUUGAAGAUGAGUUAUUUUUUACGAAUAUUGCAUAGACUUGUUUUUGGUUUAAUGGAUUAAUAAUGUAUUGGUUUUAUUUGAUGUGCACUGUAAUAUGAGCCACAGUAAUAAAAAGGGCUUUAAAAAUCAAAAAAUCUCUCCUCAUGCUGAGGGAUUCUCUCUCUCUCCUGCUGAAGAUUGACUCAUCCCUGUACAGACCUCCACACACCAAGAACUGGUCUGAGAUCAGUAUGAAGAGUGAUGUGAGUGUGGAGACUCUGAGAGCUCUGACUCAACUGCAGGAGACUCUACAUGACAAACUCACUCAAACUGUGUUGAGGAAGAUGCAGCAGUAUGCAGUGGAUGUGACUCUGGAUCCUGAUACAGCUCAUCCAGAACUCAUCCUGUCUGAAGAUGGAAAACAAGUGAAACUUGGAGACAUUAGACAUGAACUCCCAGAUAAUCCAGAGAGAUUUGAUAAGUGUGUCAGUGUUCUGGGAAAAGAGGGAUUCUCAUCAGGGAGAUUUUAUUUUGAGGUUCAGGUGAAAACUAAUUGGGAUUUAGGAGUGGUCAGAGGAUCUAUUAACAGGAAGGGAAUGAUCACAAUGAGUCCUCAGGAUGGACACUGGGCUGUGUUUCUGAGGAAUGAGAAUGAUUAUUGUGCCUGUGCUGAUCCCUCUGUCUCUCUGUGUCUGAGAGUGAGUCCACAGAAGGUGGGGGUGUUUGUGGAUUAUGAGGAGAGUCUGGUCUGUUUUUAUGAUGUGGACAACAGAUCUCAAAUCUACUCUUUCACUGGUCAAACUUUCACUGAGAAACUCUUUCCUUUACUCAGUCCAGGUCCUCAUCAUGGAGGUAAAAAUUCAGGCCCACUGAUCAUCUCACCCGUUCAUUACAACAAAUAAAUGUACUACAAUAAUAAAUAUUCAUGGAAAAUAAGUAUUAUUUCUCCAAAUCUGAUAUAGUUUAUGAUUAAUAUUUUCACACUAAUGUUCAGUGGUGAUCAAAAUAAACAACUGAAUGUAUAAUAUCCAUUUCUAUAAUUCUCUCUAAUU